Messenger RNA from Colletotrichum orchidophilum, 813 nucleotides. RefSeq names its product methyltransferase domain-containing protein. The record is from RefSeq and is a predicted model, not a curated record. NCBI's taxonomy places the organism in Eukaryota, Fungi, Ascomycota, Sordariomycetes, Glomerellales, Glomerellaceae. The transcript has a single exon. Bases 1 to 813 code for a protein of 270 amino acids.
AUGCCGUCAACUCACAAUACCGCCUCCGAUGUCCCGGACAUGAAUCUCUACAAGCUCAACCGGGUUCACCGCACGCUGGAUAGAUUAAAGGACAAGACGGAGUGGGAGGCAGAAGACACAAAGUCUUUUGACUGCAUGCACUACCUGGGCGACGCUGCCAUUGAAAACGCGGCUAAGCAAUUGGACCUGCAAGACGGGGACCGGUUGCUCGACAUCGGAUCCGGGUUCGGCGGGACGGGCAGAUACCUCUACCAACGCUUCCAUGUUACGACAGCUGGCAUUGAGCUGCAAGAGGAAAUCCACAACAUUGCUCAGACCAUUAACGAUAAGUCGGGCGCUGGGGCAAAUGCGACGUCCAUCAACGGGAACUUCCUCGAACUUGACUCUGGCAAAGUGGGCGCGCCGUUUGAUCACAUCGUCUCGUUCCUGUGCAUUCUGCAUAUUCCAGACCGAGAAGCCCUGUUCAAGAAAGCAAACGGUGUUCUCAAGCCAGGAGGGAAGAUGUAUAUUGAAGACUUCUUCGCCCGUACUCCUUUGGACGCCAAGACUCUCAAAGUCCUGAGGAGCUCGGUUUCCUGUCCAGACUUGCCUGAUAAAGAGCACUACAUCGCGGAGCUCGAGAAGGCUGGGUUUGAGGUCACGAGUUGGGUUGACAUGUCGACCAUCUGGACUGAUUUUGUGCAUGAGCGUGCUGGAGCCUACAAGGAAGACCCGUCAGUAGAUGCUGAUCUCACAGCAUUUUAUGAUGCCGUAGACGAAGUCUUCACUGGAGGUCAGGUUGGAGGGACACGCAUCACAUGUCAGAGGAAGUAA